CUGAAGAAAGUUGACGACCCUAAAUUCAUGUCCAACAACUCUAUAAAGUUAAAGGGUCAACCCUUCAUCAUCCUGAAAACAAGUGAAAUCGGGAGUGGAUCCGAUGGCACGUACCUCAAUAAAUUUGUGAUUCAUCACGUGACGGAAGCCGAUGGAGGAAUGUACAUAUGUCUGGCAGCCAACACCAUGAGCUUCAGUUGGCGCAGUGCACAUCUUAUUGUUCAAUCUAAUCACCCUCAGAACCAGUAUGCCUACACGAUCGACCGCAGUAAUCUGAAUAUUCCUCUGGUUGUGGGUGUACCGGGUGGAAUCCUUCUCGUCGUUAUAUUCAUUGCGUUCCUCUUCUUCCAGCGCAGACGACGGGCGCAGUACCACCAGGGGUCAGUUGUGAACGGACCUCAUUUCAACAGAGUUCCCACGCAGGACCCUGAGCCUUAUCUGGGGGUCCCACACACAAACGAUGUCAAAACAAACAUUCAUGUGAACCCCAUACAUGGACCACAACACAAAAACUUAUAUGCGGGUGUGCCUAGCCCUCAUCUUAUAGUGUCAAGUCGUGAGAUGCUAUCUAAAAAUAGCCAGAGUAUAGACUUUUACACAGACAUUUCGUCCGUUUCACAGAGUCAUCAUAACCUGCAUCAUAACAUGCAGCAGUAUUCCUAUAACGGACCCUGAACUCACAGUCAGGAGUUCUAAAAAUACCUCACUUCCUCUGUUUGACUACAAACAACUCACAGGAUCUUGUAUUCCGUGUGGAACAAUGAGAUAUUCUGAUUGGUCGAGAAAAGCAUUGCAAUCAUGAAAGUCUACCUGUGAUUGGAUAAAACAUUUCAUUGAUACAAAGAAACCUGUGAUACAAACUUCAAGUCUCUGACCAACUGGUGCUGUUACUCA
Saccostrea cuccullata (small rock oyster) is the source of this 894-nucleotide messenger RNA. RefSeq names its product fibroblast growth factor receptor-like 1. The transcript has 2 exons. Bases 28 to 675 code for a protein of 215 amino acids. The record is from RefSeq and is a predicted model, not a curated record. NCBI's taxonomy places the organism in Eukaryota, Metazoa, Mollusca, Bivalvia, Ostreida, Ostreidae.